GUACCUAUUCAAUCAUUUCAAUGGCGGGGCAAGUUUGCAAUAUCACCAGCUGACCAUCGGAGGCUAACAAGGCUGAAGGUAUUGCUAGUAGUAAUUUUUACUACCUAGGUACCUACGUAGUAGAAAGAGUUCCCUAAGGUUUUAACCUUCAACGAACUGUUUUGCGUAUCAAGGCCAGUGUGGCACAGGUGCCAAGGCGCCCGGGCCCAGUGCAUUGGGACGAUCUCAACACCUGAAACUGUAGGUACCUAAGCAGCUAAAGUAACCUCAAUUAGGCGGCAAUCAAGCUACCCUAAGGUUAGGUACCUAUAUAUGUAACCUUAGGUAGAUAGAUACAUACAUCAUGGAUGUAUCUUACAGGAUGUAUCUUACAUCAGUUACAUACAUGUGCUGGACAGGUAGUUACUACUAGUAGUACGCGAGAUCGGAAGUGCGACAUAACUGUCCCCAGCCAUCAGUUCAAAUCAUCUCUUUUCAAAUCAUCUCUUUUAAUACAUGCCUGCUACCACUCUCAUCCACUUCAAACUAAUUCAACAACUGUACAAAUAAUCUAUCACUACCGCGCUGGCGAUACCGUGGGCUUAUACACCGACAGCUGAGAAAAAAGGGGGUAGAGCAAUCAAUAAACGGCCAGAAGCAUAACCAGAAGCAUAACAACAACUUAAGGAGCAUUGAGUUUUAAACACCGUCCAAGCAUUUAUAUAUGUGUUUUUAUUCCCCCCUUUUCUCUUACGCGGCUUGUUGAUAGGUGCCUAUAUAUGUAGCCGUUCAUUAGGUAGUUCAACUGACUCCGUAUGUAUGUAGCGCCAAGUCUGUGGGCACAUACCUACUACAUGUAGUAGGUACAGCCACUUGAACCGGUCAGUCGGUACAUGAACUGAAAAGACAUGUCAGAUUUCGCCC
This is a messenger RNA of Hypoxylon fragiforme, 903 nucleotides long. RefSeq lists its product as uncharacterized. The transcript has a single exon. NCBI's taxonomy places the organism in Eukaryota, Fungi, Ascomycota, Sordariomycetes, Xylariales, Hypoxylaceae. The coding region runs from base 348 to 599 and encodes 83 amino acids. The record is from RefSeq and is a predicted model, not a curated record.